Messenger RNA from Musa acuminata AAA Group (dessert banana), 1322 nucleotides. RefSeq lists its product as uncharacterized. The record is from RefSeq and is a predicted model, not a curated record. Lineage: Eukaryota; Viridiplantae; Streptophyta; Magnoliopsida; Zingiberales; Musaceae. The transcript is spliced from 7 exons. Bases 103 to 1170 code for a protein of 355 amino acids.
CUCUGGCUUAAUUGGUUGAGUAGGAGGAGGAGAGUGAGUUGAAGAGAGCGGGAGGUCAAAGGCUGCAUCUUGCGGCAAGGACAGAAGCUGCGGAGGGUGACGAUGAAGAGAUACAGGAACGGCGAGGUGUGGGACUUUGAGAUGGAGACGCCGGUGAGCAGGGAUAGGGCCGACGUCAUCCUCGGCCUCGACGGCGGCGCCGCCGCCACAGUCUGCGUGUGUAUAUCCGCUGCCUUGCCCUCCUUCGCCGGCCGCCUCCCUAACCCGUUCCCUGUCCUCGCCCGCGCCGUCGCCGGCUUCUCCAACCACAACUCCGUCGGAGAAAGUGCAGCUAAGGAAACAAUAGAGAAGGUCAUGGCUGAAGCCCUUCUGAAGGCCGGUUCUAAUCGUUCUGCUGUUCGUGCUGUUUGCUUAGCCUUAGCUGGUGUCAAUCAUCCUAGCGAUCAAGAAAGAAUACUUGAUUGGCUCAGAAACAUAUUCCCAGUGCAUGUCAAGUUAUUUGUAGAAAAUGAUGCUGUUGCGGCUUUGGCAAGUGGAACCAUGGGCAAGCUCCAUGGCUGUGUAUUGAUUGCCGGUACAGGUACAAUUGCUUACGGGUUCACAGAAGAUGGAAGAGAAGCUCGAGCAGCCGGAGCAGGACCCAUCUUGGGUGACUGGGGAAGUGGAUACGGGAUUGCCGCUAAAGCAUUGACAGCAAUAAUGAGAGCUCAUGAUGGACGUGGCCCUCCAACAUUCCUUACUUAUGGGAUCCUCAGCAUGCUUGGUCUUUCUUCACCAGAUGAACUUAUCGGGUGGACUUAUGCGGAUCCAUCUUGGGCUCGUAUCGCAAAACUGUCCCCGGCAGUAGUAUCUUCUGCUGAAGCUGGCGACGAAGUUGCAAACAGAAUUCUACAUGAUACAGUCUUAGAGUUGACUUCCAGUGUCAAAGCUGUUGUUCAGAGGCUUGACUUGUGUGGUGAAGAUGGAAAAGAUUCAUUUCCACUUGUUAUGGUCGGAGGAGUUCUUGAGGCAAACAAGAGUUGGGAUAUCGGGAAAGCAGUCGUAGAUUGCAUCACAAAGAUAUAUCCAGGAGCACAUCCAGUUCGUCCCACGGUAGAACCAGCCGUUGGAGCAGCACUAUUGGCUUGGAACCAUGUAAUAAGUAAUCUAGUCAGUGAUUAUGGCAGGUGAUUGUUCAAACAUGGUGUAGAAUUCCUAAGAUUUGAUUACCACAUGUAAGAAGGUCAAACACGAAAUACGAACUGCAGUGCAGCUUUAGCUCACCCAUCAGUUUCUUCUUUAGAAAUGUAGAGAGUCGAAUGAAGAGAGAAUUGUUCUUAACA